AUGUCUUCUACAACCUAUCAUACCAUAACACCUAUCCAGCACCUAGUACACUUUGCUCGUAACCUUGUGAGCCGAGCUUUUGAAUUUCAGGCUGAUGCUUUUGCUGAGAAACUUGGUUAUGCCUCUUCACUUCGAGCUAGUCUUGUUAGGCUACAGGAGGAGAAUUUGUCAGCUAUGAAUACUGAUCCUUGGUAUUCAGCAUAUCACUACUUUCAUCCUCCGCUAGUCGAAAGGUUGGCUGCAAUUGGUGAAAGAGACAAGAAAGCAGACUAAUAUGUGAAACCUAUG
Molecule: messenger RNA, 288 nt
Organism: Rosa chinensis
Lineage: Eukaryota; Viridiplantae; Streptophyta; Magnoliopsida; Rosales; Rosaceae
Product: CAAX prenyl protease 1 homolog
Exons: 4
Coding region: 1-273 (90 amino acids)
Biological process (GO): CAAX-box protein processing
Cellular component (GO): endoplasmic reticulum membrane
Molecular function (GO): metalloendopeptidase activity
Source: RefSeq, a predicted model, not a curated record